Molecule: messenger RNA, 11129 nt
Organism: Xyrichtys novacula (pearly razorfish)
Lineage: Eukaryota; Metazoa; Chordata; Actinopteri; Labriformes; Labridae
Source: the annotation of a GenBank genome assembly
UGCCAUGCACCUGCUCUGCCUCAGUAGAGGACAGGUAACCACCCACCUAGCUCACCUCAGAUGUGAGAGGGAGGCAGAGGAACAAGACGCACAUCUUCAGUUGGUCUACAUCCUGAUUGAAAAUUUGAAUCAUUCCUGGAUUGAAUCAUUUCAUUUCUUCAUCUCCACCAGAGGGAAGAGUCAGACUCUGUAAGUAAAAUACCAUUCUAACAUGCAUCAAAAUGUUAUUCUGUUAAGUUAUUAAGUUUAUAGCUUUGUUGUGUGGUGGUAGCUUAGGUGUUUUUAUUGUCAGCACAGGUAUUCAUGUGUUUUCAUGUGUUUAAAUACUAAUUUUAAGAUAUUUUAUGCCUUAAAGUCUAUGUAUCUUGCACACUCAAUUUCCAACCCUGGGAGUAAACAAAGUAUUUUGGCAGUGCAAUACCAAAGCAGUGUCUUGUUCUGAGUGUGCAGGACAUCUGAACAAGAAGUCAAAUGACAGGAAACAAAUUCAAUGAAGACAAAUGCAUCAUGCAAAUGUUUAAGAGAGUACUACAAUGAGAGAGAUGCUAUGAAAAAAAUCAACGCUCUUCCCAGAACAUUAUGUACAUCCACAGAGCCUGUUUUUCACAGCAUGUCAUCCCCCAAAGCCUUUAGAGCCUCCCAAAGGACGGAGGAUAGAGAUGGUAACUAUAGUGAAGUAUGAGCUCAAAAUCUCUGAAGAGGAAGUUUGGUGGCUCACAUGGAGAUAUGUUUCAUAAUGAUCCAUGACGCUUGAGUACACAACACCUAAUUUCAACAAAAUACAUCCCAGUCACCUGUUGAUAUUAAUGCAGACUUUAUUUUAUCUCUUUGUUCAGCAGGUGGGUGGGCUGUUUUUUUUUUUCAGCAUGGCCCCAAAAGGAAGAACAUUCUUCUUAAUCUUUUUUGUGGCCUGUGCAGCUCUUGGUAAGCAGCAGCAACAUCACACACAUCCCUCCUCUUAAACAUCACAUCAUUGUGGGUCAUACCAUAAUAACUGAUUUUUAUCUGUUCAGCCGUGGAACAUGACAGGACUCAAGGAAAAAAACAAGACUUCAAAUACAUGACCAAAACACUGGUAUGUAACUUCUUGUGUGAUUUGAUGCAUUGAAGAAAAUAAUGUGAAAAACAUUGAUUGUUUUUUAUUUUUUACUUAUCCACAUUUCAAGUUAAAGACAUUAAAGUUUUCCUUUCACCUUGAUUUAGUUGUGCCAGAGUUGUGGAAACAUUAACCUUUUUAUUUAGAAGAACCAUAGAAAGUGUAAAGAUGUAAUCACUGGUGGUAUUUGCAUUGAAAAUCACACCAUGUAAUGUCCCGGGCAUAGAAACUGACUGAAACAUAUGCAAAAUAUUGUUAAGCAUAUGGUCGUCAACAGUAUCUGAGUGUCAAUGAUAUCUGUUCAGAGAGAAUUGUAUUCAAUUUACUUUUAUAUUAUGAUAUAUUAUAUUAUUUUAUAUUAUAUCAUUUUAUAUUAAAUUAUAUCGUAUCGUAUCAUAUCAUAUCAUAUCAUAUCAUAUCAUAUCAUAUCAUAUCAUUAAUAUCAUAUCAUAUCAUAUCAUAUCAUAUCAUAUCAUAUCAUUAAUAUCAUAUCAUAUCAUAUCAUAUCAUAUCAUUAAUAUCAUAUCAUAUCAUAUCAUAUCAUAUCAUAUCAUUAAUAUCAUAUCAUAUCAUUAAUAUCAUAUCAUAUCAUAUCAUAUCAUAUCAUAUCAUAUCAUAUCAUAUCAUAUCAUAUCAUUAAUAUCAUAUCAUAUCAUAUCAUAUCAUAUCAUUAAUAUCAUAUCAUAUCACACCAUAUCAUAUCAUAUCAUAAUGUAUGUAAGGUUAUUACCUAUAUAAAUGUAAGUUUUAAAAGAAUCCUGAAAGUGGUUGGUAUCCACCACAUGACUAUAGUCCAGUCACAGGCUUCACUCACGGCCUUGACCCGGUGCUGCCAGCCACCACCCAAAAUCUAUACAUUAACUAUUUUCCUUGUAAUAUUGGCUGAGUUGUUUAAAAGGUAAAAUAUAUCACCAUUUACCUGCGAGAUAAUAUGUUUACAUUUUAUUUCAGAUGAAGAAGUGUCAGGACAAAGGUAAGACAUACAAAGUUCACAGUUUGAAUCCCAAUCCCAGUAUGUCUUGUGUGUUUGUUUGAGUAUUAUUUUGAAGUAUUAUGAGUAGCCGUCAUGACAUGAGCCGCACCUUCGACAUGUAAAAUCCUCAGACCAGUCCUGAAUGUGUUUGAACUGUCUGAUGAUAAUAAAUAUGAGGCCUCUUGUGUAACAGGAUACCCGAGGCCUCAGAUGGGGCUGCUGAAAACUGUGUUUGCGAGAAGGUAAUGAUGCUGAUGAAUCACUGCUGUUUGUCUCUGUGGUUUGUGUGUUGGCUUUAGUUGUUUAAAUAUGAACCCAGGUGAUGCUUCAAGGGUUAAAGUUGUUGGCAUUACAAAAGUAUAAAAUAAAUGAACUGAAGACACCACUGCAUAUGUAAACCCAGCUUUCACAGUUUCCUUCUCUUUUAUCGCCCAGUGAUGUGCCUGGAAAGGACGAAGACAAGGACGAAGACAAGGACCAACCCGACACCCCUCUAACUUCUUUCAUGAACAUCCUGGAUUCAGUUGUUCCUGGUGGAGGCUCUCUUAGCCGAGCUCAUCCUGGUGAUGUGGAUAAAAUGGUGUGAAUGCAAACAAAGACCACCACCUUAUCCACAUAAGUGAUCUUUUAGGACCUAUAGAGGGUCUGCACAUCGCCACAUCAGACCAGAGUCACUGUGGUUGCACUUACUGAGUGGUAGAAAGCACAUCUAGCUGGCAGAUAUUUGUCUACGUUACUCCAGAUUUUGGUAUUUAUUUUAAAGCUCUCUUCCCCCUUUUUCUCUCUUUUUUUUUUAGAAAGAAGAGAUGAUGAAUUUCAGCAACCUUCCAAGCAUGAUCAAGAAGAUGAGGAACUCCUCGGUCAGUAAUCUCCUUUAGAGCUUGAAAGAAGACCCCCUCUGUGAAUCUGUGCUGUUUCAGUACAUGCCUUGUCUCUUACUCCCUCAGGAGGCAUCUGCAUGUUACAUGAAAGCCUUUGUCGCCUCUCUUUGCUGGAAAGCUUUGACUAAAAAGGGUUCAAACAAUACAGACUCAGAUGACUAUGACACACUGUUGUCAGGCACCAAACCUGUGGUGCUGGACAUGCCCUCCACAGGAGUGAACUUCCCUGAGAAACUGGCAAAGAAAGAUGUGAAAAAGUGGUAGGUGUCCUUUUUUUUUUUUGAAAAUUGUUUCCUUCAGUAUCUUGCAGAACUUUUUCUUGGGAAUUUUAAGUGGGUUUCUGAUUGCAGGGCAAAGAUGCUGCGAGAGAUGUACGUUGACAUGCGUGAAGAAAAAAGGGCCAAGGUGCUGGGAUGGGAAAAAGAGCAGAUCACCCAGAACUACUUUGGUUGUACAACAAUGCCAAAAUCAGACUCCAAAUCAGGUAAAGAAAAAGAAAAAAAAAAACACGGAGGAACUUCAAUUCAUACAGUGCUUAGUACUAUAAAAUCCAUUUGAAUUUUCUCAUCUAUUAAGGUAAAUGAAAGAAAAGAUAAGAUGAACUCUUUCUCUUACAGAAUAAGGUAGUAGAGCUAGAACAGACGGAAGGGUUAUGGUGGAAAAGUGAGAAAAGAAUCUGAAUUGCCUCUGCUGAGUUGACAGAUAAGAUGAACCAGCGGAGAACAAAUAAAGAGAAAGAUGUUGAGAAGAAACUAUGAGGCAAAUCAGACAGUAAAUGGGAAGAAAUAGAAACAGGGAGUAAGUAUUGAAAGAGGGAAGCAGAUGAGAAAACAGCAGCUUAUCACACACUUGUGUUUGUCUGUAUCUCUUUAUGAGAGCUUUACUGUUGACUGUAACUGUGCAGGUCAAAAAAAGAAUCUCAUCUCUGAUGUUGGUUUUGCUCCAUUCAGUGAGAUUGUAACAGCUUCAUUUAUUCUGUAGGAGAGAUGCAGCGCUGCAAGUCUUCAGUGAAAUGGCUGAACUCAGACGCCUUGAUGACAUUGGGACCUUUCUUGUCUUAUUUAAAAGCAGCAGAUUUAGAUUCUUCUCCCAAAGAAGUGGUAAGAAAGGCAGCGUGGAGAGCAGUACAGAAGGCUGAAAAUGAAAACAUUUAAUUUGUCAAUUUUGUUUUAUUUUUUUUCACUUUCUCUUUUAGCUGCAGGAAUUUUUCAAAUCAGGCAAGUUGAAAGAAGCUCUUGGUCCAGUCAGGAGGAUGGUGCCCAGAUUUGCAAAGAGGUUGCUGCAGAGACUUCAAGAGUGCUGUCGCAAAGAGGAGUUUGCACCACAUAUGGAGAAGUGUGUAUCCCUGCAUGGAUGUGUAUAUCAUUGCAGGAAAACUCCAGAGUAUAACAUGGUUGGCAGAGGAACUUGCUUGUUAUAUUGUUAUUAAAAAAUGUGACUUUACAGUAAAUAAAAAAUGGUAAAUUUAAUACAUAAUACAAUCGUUAAUCAGGGUUAUGUCAAGACCUGAACUGAGAAUGUUAGAUUUAACAUGAAUCUAAUCUACAAGCUACCACUACCAACUGGUUCAGCUGCUUAAAAAAUCAAUGUUAAAUCAAUGUUACAUUAUCUUUAUCACUUAGUGCCAAGCUGUUUGUGGUUUUGGUUAGUACACAGAUAAUUAACAAGUUGAUGUAUUGUGAGCAGGUGGUUAUGCAAAACAAAACUCUUUCAGGGUGGACAGAGUCACCCACUCACUGUAGAUUAACCCUUACUUAAAAAGUCUGAGCUUAACAGGUAAAAGAGUGAGCAUGUGAUGGACACUCAUAGAGAAAAAAACAUGCUUUUGUUAUAUUUAUCUACCUCAAAUUAAGGGCAGCCAAUUUCCUGUCAUUGUUGGAGUAACUACUUGUUUAUCUCAUACCCUCCUCAGACUUGGCAUGCUGGUCUGUUAUUACAAUCCUCCUCAAAAUUUAACCCGAAACCUCAGCAAGAAACUCCUCUCUCUGCUUGAACGUUGCGACGAUGACAGCUAUCCCCGAAUCAAAAAGGUAUCAUCUCUCAUGACAACUUUCAUUCAGUUUGUAACAUCCUGACAAUGUUUUGCCGUCUUCAUUCUUUCUUUCCUGACUUUAAAGCUCAAGAAGUACCUCGCCAACUCCAUGAUAUCAAAUGUCAACAUUUCUCAAGAACUACAAGAGCUGGGCAAGAGCAUCACUUCGUUGCCUGCUACAACACUGUCCAAGAUUCCUUCUGCUGAUCUCUUGAAAGCCAUACGGAAAUAUAGGCCUGAUUACAAAUGGACUCGUGGCCAGAAGCGAGCACUGCUUAGAAAAAUAGUGGGGAGUAAGAAGGUGAGUCUGGGAACCACUGAGUUUUGUCUCUCAGUUUUCCUGAUUAUCUCAGUUUUCUCACUCUGCUCUCUCUUACAGUGUAAAGACAUAUCAAGAGAGGAGCUGGUUGGCCUCGGAUCGGUCGCAAGUUGUUUGCCAAAUUGUAUCCUCAAGCAUGUCAGAGCAAGUGAGCUUCUGAAUGACAUAGAGGGUCUGAGGAACAUCAGCAAGAGGAUGAAUAAGGGGAGGAUGAAGGCCUUGCUGCAGGGGGUGAGUAAGGAAAAUGAAGAAAAAGAGAAAGAAGCAGGAAGAGGGAUAAAAGUUCAAAAUCCCUAUUUCUUUUGUACAAACAAAUCGAAUGUUUCCCUGCAGCUAUACAAGAAUACAGGUCCCUCAGAACUUGUGAAGAAGCUGCCUGAGAAUUUGCUUCGUUGCAUGUCUCUAAAAUCCCUGCAAGAAGCAAACAUCACCUCUUGGGACCAAGUGGGGGGAAAAAAUUGGACUAGGGAACAGGUAAAUCCUGAACAGUCGCUUCUUACUCCAGUUAUGAUGCACUGGUGAUGAAAUGAUAUAGGUUAUAAAUCAGCUUUAAAGUUCUCUGAGUGAAAACUACUAUCUUUUAUUUUCUCCAGGCAACUCUCCUGAUGCAAAAAAUCUCUAAGACAAUAAAGUUUAAGUUUAGGUGAGUUCCUGUAGCUUUGGAGACACAUUUUGAAAUGUUGAUGUUUACCAGCUCAUUAUACACAUUUUCAUCUUCUACAGAGAUGUUAUUAUAUUGUAUUGAAUUAUUACUUGGCAGUUUUUAUUCAUUAUGAUCAAUAACAGAAAUCUUUAUUUAAAAAAACAGUGAACUUCAAGGUAUUUGGAUCAAAGCAGGCCUGGUGUAAACUAAGAAGUGUUUUUGUUAUUGUAUAAUCUAUCUUGUUGCUUUACAUGGUUAUAACAACACUAUCAGUAACAGAAUGAGGAAGAUCUCUACAGUUCUUCAAGGAGUAACUUGUAAGAUGAUUGAAAAGACAUCAGACAAUGAUGUUCCAGACAUGGUGCGAAGCAUAACAUCAGCUUCACGGCUGCUGUCUAAAAUGCAGGUAUGAACUGAGUGAAUGUACACAUGUUAGAUAAAAUAAAGAACGCCUGUCGAUGAUAAAUGUGCUUCUUCAGGUUAGAUGUGCUGCCCGGAGGCUUUUUGCGCGCAGGUUAAAAGGUAGACCUGACUUUUUCCAAACCAUCACUGAAGAGGAGAUGAGAGACAUUCCCAUGAAUUUUCUUCCAUAUAUGCAGUAAAAGCUGAUUUCUUUUUCUCACUUCAUCUCAAUGAGAAUUCUCCUCUGUUAAAAGUGCCAGCGCUCACUCUCUGUAUGUUAUUUAACUACCCCAGGCCUGAGGAAGUGAUGAAACUGCCUGAUUCGGUGUGCUCUGUCCUCCUCGACAAGAUGGAAGAGGCAGACCCGAGUUCAUCAUCAGCCGGUCUUCCAUCCCGUCUCGCACUAACUCAAAGAGCUCUGCGUUUCCUGACAAAGGCAUGCACAAGUAUUCUGUGUGUACUGCUUCAUAUCUAUUACCAACACACUGUGCGUCAGUCUGAGUUAUCUACUGUGUGUUUAUCAGGGGUCAAGCACAUCUUCACUAGCCAUCGAGGAUGUUGAAAGGCUUGGACCAUUUUUGUGUUACCUUCCACCACCACAACUGCAACUCAUGGACUCUGGUGUUCGCAACUACAGCCUGGAGACAAUGGCUUCCUGCAAGCACAUUCCUGAAAAGCACAAAGCAGAUCUAAUUCAACUGAUCAAAAAGAAUUAUGGGUAUGACAGGCCUCCAUUUCACACCCCAGUUAUCAGGGAGAGAGUAAGAGAUGGGUGGUUUUCUUAAUAAUUGCCUUUCCUUUGCAGGCCUGGAUCCACUUGGUCAGCUGAGACUACAGAGGCACUGUUCCCUCUCCUAGCUUCAUAUGACGAUUGCCCGGUUGAUCUGCCGUUUGAUAAGGUCUGUAACAUGUCUUAACUAGUUCCUGGUUUGAACUUUCACCUUAAAAUAAAAUGUUUAAUGCUUAAAAUGCUUAAAAUGUCCAAACACAAUGAACCCAUUUCCAGAUGCAUCCUCAAGGGGUCAGUCUCAGAUCUACUCCGUUCCACCUGCUGCCUGAUACUUGACCCCACAACAUUUAGAAGCUGUUACUCACUCUUACAAACCUGUUGAUGCUUCCAAGCUGUGUGUCAUACACUUUAAGAGUUAGUUUUGAGAAAAAAAAAAAUGCUAUUGUACUUUCAUUUUGAGGAAUUAAACACUAAACCCAUUUCAGUCGUACUUUUUAUACAUCUUAAGUUGACUUCUUUUAGUUUCUGUGGGUAUGUAUAUGUCAACAUCUCCUCUUUGUUAUAUGGGGUGCCUCAGGGGUCAAUCCUUGGUCCUGUUCUUUUCUUUUUUAUUCUCCAUUGCGCAAAAUAACCAGUAGGUUUUUGUUGUGUAUCCUUUUCUUGUUAUGUUGGUUUGGUUGUUUCUGGAACAUCACACGACUGCAGCAUCCUUGACACUCCCAUCCACUGUUUGGUCAAACUGAAUGUCACCUGAUUGAUAGGCACUUGGAAUAGCAGCCUAAGACACUAUUUUGUGAAUGAGUGAAUGUGACACGUAACAAUACUUUGAGUCAUUUUAAGAUUAGGAAAAGUGUUUCUAUUCAUAUUUUAAACAAAAAAAGUGAGAGAGCACGAAAUAAGUGGCGUUUACUUUUGUUUACUUUGUUUAUUUUUCCUCUCUCUCCAUCCCUGUCAGCCAUGGAUGAAGGAUUUGCUCUAUUACCUGAAUGAAUGCCAGUCCUGCAAGUCCAAGACCCUGAGAAAGAAGCUCUUUGACACUAUCGUCGACAACAAAUUGGAUGCAGCACGUAGAAAGAGAACAGGUUAGAAAAGGAUAUUGUGUCUUCUUAUUUUUGUCAGUGAUGCCACUCCAGAAACUCGGUGAUGCAUUUUCCUUUCGCUCCUUUUAAUCACCUGCUCUGUCCUUCUUUCCUGUCAGUCUCAGGGAGAAAUGAUGGAAGCACUACAGGUGUUAAAGUUCCUACUACAGAGUUGAUAGAAGAACUGAAAUCCAACAAUGUCUUUUGGGAAGCUGCACAGCUUAAACUGAUGUCAAGAGAAACCUUCACUGAAACUGUUGACACACUUGGAGAUGUCCCUGACUUCAGAGCAGACCAACUGUCUGUUCUCUCUCAAAAGGCUAUUGAGGUACAGUAGAGGUGGUUUUAAUCUGUUGGGGUGCAGAGGUCUACCCUGGGGCAAUGAUACAAGAUGAGGGGCUGGUAAUCUGAGUGUUAACAUCAUAGACUGUACAUACUAUGGACAACUUGUUUCCGCCUAUCGCCUGUAUACGGAUUUGAAGCCAAAUAGCUCUCGGUAUUUCUGGGAUUUUUCUUCAUUUCCUGAAAUCAGAGCUGCGCAGUAGCGAUGCGCGCAUUGGGCCGCGUAGUCGCAGAGAGUCACUGUGAUGACGCUCGGCUCAAACAGCGUAUUCCCCCGGGUGAGCUACGCGAUCCCUGAACGCCCAUAGGCUGUAUCAGAUGUCAAUCAUAGAAAACAUGAACCCCCUAAUAACUUUUAAAAACGGAGCUUCACGGAAAAAAGAGGACUUGAGCACAAACCAGUCUGACAGUAACUACAUGUCAACAUCACAAGCAGUGGGGAGAAAAAUUUAUGUUCAGUGUAAUAAAUUUCUAAAGUUUGUCCACAGCCCCAUAAGCUUUGCUGAAGGAGGCAGGAUUUAUGAACUAUACUGCAGCCCAUCAACAGAGGGUGCUGUUCUCGGAGUGGCUUCACCCAGCAAGGAGGCAGACUCUGUCCAUUUUUUAUUCAGUCUAUGGUUAACAUUUUAUGCCUCUCUGCAGGCCUUUGGCCCUCUAUCUCAGAUGACUGAAGAUGAGGUGGUGCAGCUGGGAUGUAUAACUCGUGGUUUCUCCAACAAAGACCUUCAAGCGCUCCCUUUCUCACUGGACACACUGGAGGACAUUGCCGACUGUGACUGGGAUGAUAUACAGGUGAAGUAAAAAACAAUCUCAUGUUCUUAUGAACUUCGUAUCCAUGAUCAUGGUGUCAUAGAGCCAAUUCAUCCCACUAGAUGGAGGCAGUGUGGAGGGCUGUUGCUAAAUACAACAACCAGACAGCACAGCAGCUUGGAGAGGCAGAGAUAGUUUCACUGAACCGGUUCAUCUGUGGCUUCAGCUCCAGCGAGAUCAAACAGAUCAGCGUGGACGCCUUCAAGUUUGUUCCCCCUACAUAAAUCACUUUUUUAUUAAUUUCACUACAAAAAUUGUGGUUAAAUUCACAUAUUUAUAGCAAACUAUUAUAUCACACCAACAACACGAAAAAGAUAUACUCAGUAACAUUGUGAGGAAUUCUUUGAAGCGUACUCAAACAUCUUGACUGCAUUAGAAGUUGCAGAGCGAGAUCCUGUCUUCCAGCGACGUAUCAUGUGCAUGUGUGUGUGUUCAUUACAGGGAGGCUGUAGACUCUAUCAACGAUAUUCAGUGCUCCUUCACUGGCUUUCAAAAGCUUAAAACACUUGUUAUGGCUGCGUUUGGACCUCCCAGAAGCUGGACUGAAACAAUAGUGUCUGGCUUGGGCAACCUCAUAGGUUAGAUUUGACUGUUUUCUGUUCUCACUUCAAUUUAGUCACUGUGUUGUGAAUUCGAUCAGCAGCAUUUUUGAAAUACUGACCUGAUAUUUCUGCUCCCCUCAGUCGGGUUAAAUGCCACUGAUUUGUCUGAGUUGGACCCACCAGUCCUUUCAUUUCUGAAGAUAUCCAGCAUCCCUUCAAUAACACCUAAAAACUUAAAGGUAUGUUACUUUAUCUUAUCGCAAACGCUAAGUAAGAUUAAGAUCCUACGUUAAAAGUCUAUAAAAUCAGCUUCUUCUCAGUCGUCCAACUGUGGAUAAGAUUUGAAAGCACAGCUCUUGCUCAUAAUAGAAUUAGUAAAUGAUUGUAUUACUGAAAAUAAAUUAAAACUUUUUCCACCCCUCUGGUUUUCUGUCCCACCCGUGCUCCUUCCAGGGGCUCUCUGUUAUCCAGUUGAAGGCUUUUGGUCCAGACAAUGCUGCCAUGGUGACCAAAGAACAGCUGGCUGCCUUGAACAAUGAUCAACUGUCUGCUCUUGAAAAUGCCAAAAAUGGGAUAGACAUGCGUAACACAGCACAACCUCCUGAGUCAGGUAAAAAAGAACGAACACUUCUGUGUGUUACAUUAGAGCUGCUUUACAUGUAUGAUUUUAUCACUGUUGGGUUAGGAGGGGCUCACCAUGAACUUCACAGAGGUUGAAACUAGUGAUUAUUUUCAUUAUGGAUUAAUUUGCUCAUAGGAUAACUUGCUCUGAAAAAGUCAUACAAGUGUGACAUUUUUAAGCUAAGUCCAGUUUAACCCCUACCUACAUCUACUCAUGUACAACACUAGACGAGUAAGCGUUCUUUAUGGUCCAAUGAAGAUAAAAAUACAACCGAAGAUACUUCUCAUGUCAAAUAUUCAAAGAUCUCUAACUGUCGCAGAAAAGUCUUUGUUGCAGAAAAAUAAUCAUGAGGAACUUUUUCACAUUCAGAGUUCUUGUCUCUCCCAUCCAGGGGGUCCCUCGCUGACUAUGGAGGGGAUCAUGUCCUUCAUGAAGCCCGUUCUGUUCCUACUGAUGGGAAUUCUGUUACUGUAGGAAUAGAGAGAGCCAGCGAGUCCAAAUGCAACACACACACACGCAAGCACACACGUCUGCAGUCAGACAACAUGCUGCUUCCGCUUCGCUGUUUCUUAUAGGUGGUCUGAUUUAAAUUCUAUAUAAGUAUAAGAUUGUUAACAGCAACAAAAAGACCAUAUUAUUACUAUUACUAAUAUGAGGA